AUGUCGUUGACUCCGUCCCAGCUAUCAAAACCAUUUUUUUCCACCAGACCCGCCUCCCGAAACCCCCUCAUCUCAGCCCCCUCAGCCCAGAAGAUCAAGUCCGCGCCUUUCACCGUACGCAGCUCCGUGGCGGCGUCGCCCUCCUCCGCCGUCGCUGCCAAGGCCUCGGCCAGGGUCAAGCAGCUUAAGGCGCGGCAGAUUGUGGACAGCAGGGGCAACCCGACGGUGGAGGUCGAUCUGAUCACGGAGGACGGUGGCCUCCACCGGUCGGCCGUUCCAAGUGGGGCCUCCACCGGGAUCUACGAGGCGCUCGAGCUCAGGGACGGCAACAAGAGCGUGUAUGGGGGCAAAGGGGUCCUGAGCGCGGUUAAGAAUAUUAAUGAUUUGUUGGGUCCCAAGCUCGUUGGCAUCGAUGUCAGGAAUCAGAAUGAUGUCGAUUCUGUUAUGCUGGAGAUUGACGGGACUCCGAAUAAAUCAAAACUUGGGGCUAAUGCUAUUUUAGGAGUUUCUCUUAGCGUGUGCAGAGCUGGUGCAGGAGCGAAAGGAGUGCCACUUUACCAGCACAUACAGGAAAUAUCAAACACGAAAGAGCUUGUUAUGCCAGUCCCAGCAUUCAACGUGAUCAAUGGAGGCAGUCACGCUGGGAACAACUUGGCCAUGCAAGAGUUCAUGAUAUUGCCCGUAGGAGCUUCCUCGUUCUCCGAGGCACUCCAGAUGGGCAGUGAAAUAUAUCAUACUCUGAAGGGAAUUAUUAAAUCUAAAUAUGGCCAAGACGCGUGCAAUGUGGGAGAUGAAGGUGGAUUUGCUCCCAAUGUGCAGGAUAAUAGGGAAGGAUUGGUGCUGCUCAUGGAUGCAAUUGAAAAGGCAGGGUACACAGGGAAGAUCAAAAUAGGGAUGGACGUUGCUGCUUCUGAGUUCUUGACGAAAGAGGGGAAAUAUGACCUCAAUUUCAAGAAUCAACCAAAUGACGGUGCUCACGUGCUGACGGCUCAAAGCCUUGGUGAUUUAUAUAAAGAAUUUGUGAGAGAUUUCCCCAUUGUAUCGAUUGAGGAUCCUUUUGACCAAGACGACUGGGGUUCAUGGUCGUCACUGCAGUCCUCAGUCGGUAUCCAGCUCGUGGGUGAUGAUCUGUUAGUCACUAAUCCGAAAAGAAUAGCAGAAGCUAUUCAGAAGAAAGCAUGCAAUGCUUUGCUGCUGAAGGUUAACCAAAUUGGUACAGUGAGUGAAUCUAUUCAAGCAGCACUCGACUCGAAAGCCGCUGGAUGGGGUGUGAUGGUUAGUCACCGCAGUGGUGAGACAGAAGACAACUUCAUUGCAGAUCUCUCUGUCGGCUUGGCCAGUGGACAGAUCAAGACAGGAGCUCCUUGCAGAAGUGAGCGGUUGGCCAAGUACAAUCAGCUUCUGCGCAUUGAAGAAGAACUGGGAAAUGUCCGUUAUGCUGGUGAAGCUUUCAGAUCUCCUUAG
Molecule: messenger RNA, 1464 nt
Organism: Striga hermonthica
Lineage: Eukaryota; Viridiplantae; Streptophyta; Magnoliopsida; Lamiales; Orobanchaceae
Source: the annotation of a GenBank genome assembly